AGCUUCCUGCAAUGCAGAAACUGAACAAGGCUGAAACUCAGAGAUUUUCACAUUAUUGGGGAGCUUGAAAAAUGAGCCCUUGAGUUUACUUCUUGAGUUGGCGGCUGACAAGUGUACAAUGAUGAAGAAAAGGCUCUCAUCAGGCAAUGACACGAUGUUCCGGUCUGAGACUCCAGGCAGCCCAGGCAAGCCGGGUGCAGAGGCCCAGAGCAGCGUUCCUGACAGCCCCGGCGCGGUGUUUCUCAGACUCCCUCUACCCAGUCACCUACUGCUGUCCCCGUGGAGAUGUUGACACAGUGAUGACUUUGAGCUUGCUGUGGUGGAGAGACACCCUCAGUUACCUCACAUAUCAGCCUCAGAAAGAAGAGGCAAACAUCUGUGUUCCUGUUCGCCAUCCUGAACUGGAAGCCUGUCAGGUUUCAUCACAGGUUUUGCCAAAACCAACUAUGUUUCUGGCUUUCCUUUUUAAAAUCUGCCACUCAGAGGCUGAGAAUGGUGUGGAGGAGAAGAAGAAGGUAUGCAGGUCGCCAGCAGCGCUGUCUCCCACCCUGUCCAGCGAGGCCGAGUCCCAGGACCAGAAGAGAACCAUUUCCAUGCGGUCAAAAUCCAGUUUCGAUGGUGCCCCUUUAGCAAAUGAGAAAAGCGACUGUAAAACGGAAAGCAAGAAUGACUCUAAGAUUGAAAGGAAAAAGUCCUCAUCUUCAAGCCAGGACAAAGCAAACAUGCAUUUCCACAAACUCUUUCUAGACGUCCCCACGGAGGAACCCCUGAGGCAAAGUUUUACGUGUGCUCUACAGAAAGAAAUAUUAUACCAAGGGAAGCUCUUUGUAUCGGAAAACUGGAUUUGUUUUCAUUCCAAGGUCUUUGGAAAAGACACUAAGAUCUCGAUUCCAGCUUUCUCAGUAACCUUGAUAAAGAAAACCAAAACUGCCCUCCUGGUGCCAAAUGCCCUGAUUAUAGCGACAGUCACAGACAGGUACAUAUUUGUCUCCUUACUGUCCAGAGAUUCAACUUACAAACUACUGAAAUCUGUGUGUGGACACUUAGAAAAUACAGGUAUUGGCAAUGGUCCCAGUCCAUCUUCUCUUGAAAACAGUUUCCGGGCAGACCGCCCUUCAUCUCUGCCUCUGGAUUUCAACGAUGAAUUCUCAGAUCUGGAUGGAGUGGUGCAGCAAAGACGGCAAGACAUGGAAGGAUACAGUAGUUCUGGAUCUCAGACCCCUGAAUCUGAGAACUCUCGAGAUUUCCAUGUGACAGAAUCCCAGACAGUUCUGAAUGUCUCCAAGGGAGAAACGAAACCAACUCGGGCAGAUCCCCUCGUGAACAGAGUACCUGAGGGAAAAGCCAAGAGUCUCCCUGGGCAUGGUCAGUCAGAAACCAUUGGACUCAUACCCAGAGUAAAGUCUGAGAAAUGGCCAACUCUCCACCAUAUUCUUAUAUUCUAUGCAAUUGUUGUCUGUGCACUGAUCAUCUCGACCUUCUACAUGAGAUACAGAAUUAAUACUCUGGAGGAGCAGCUGGGGUCACUAACCUCCAGUGUGGACACCCAUCAGACUGAACAGACAGCACCAUCUGGCCUGGGGUCACAAGUACAGUUAAAUGUGGAGGCCUUGUGCCAAGAGCUUACAGCUAACAUAAUCAGAUUAGAAAAGAUACAAAGCAACUUACAAAAGCUGCUUGAGAAUGGUGACUGAAGCUCAAGCCAUGCAAUACCUCGCACUUCCCUUGAAGAAGGUGCUCCCGGGGUGUUCUGGUGGAGUGCUCCCUGCUGGCCAGAGGAGCUAGCGGACGGGCAGCCUCGCUUGCCCUUGGAGGUCUCAGGCUCAGGAAAGGGGGGAAUGGGGAAUAGUUCUGGUUCCUGUGCAAUAAAAGUUGACCUUGACUCUCUGAGGAAGUUUUCAGUUCUGCUGCCUGAAGCAAACCGUCUCUGGAGGUCUCGGGAAGGGCCCGGCGGACACGUGGAUGAUUGUGGUUCAGCAGGUUAUUGUGACUGUGUCAGCAAACAUAUUCCACUCCAGCCUUUUCAGUCCUACCCAUCUGCCUUUUCUCUCCUGUAUCCACCCCCGCCUUAACCAGCCUUCAACGGAAGGGAUAUAUCAUGUGCCAACAAACUCAAUACAGUCCCUUAAAGAAUUUGCCAUGACUUUCCAAAAGGAAAAAAAAAAACUCUGAUGGACAAACUUGCUUCAAACAAGUGACAUUUGAAUUUUGGGUUUUUUUCCCUUUCUGAUGUUAUUUUCUGGUUUAAGUGACGUGUGUAUCUUAACUUCUCAGCCGAGUAUUGGCAAGAAAAUUUGGAAAAGCUGAUUAAACUAUCCCAUUUUAUGUUUUGUUUUGUUCUUCUCAUUAAUACUUAAUAGGAUUGAUUCUCACCCACCCCAGGUCAAGAAUCUGUGAGACAUGAGACUAAAGUACUAAGUUUAAACUGACUUUGAAACCAAAACUAAUCUUUAAACCAAAAAGUAUAAUAGUGAUUUGAUACUGGAUGGAAGAUACUGCAUUUUUAAGAUUGUAGGUGGACUGUGUUUGUUUUGAAACAGGAUGUCUAUAAUUCAUGCUGAAACCCAUCAGCAUGAUGAUAGCAUGCUUUUCUCUUUUGCUGACUAAAAUAUAUAACUGGUGGUUUGCUAACUUCUAUUUACCAUAUGGGUUGGCUGGUUUUUAUUAAUAAUUAUUUAGAUACCCUAAGAUUUGUUAAUAUAAAAGAUAUUCUGUUUAUCUAUAAUGCAUUUUAUAAUCAUUUCUAUGAAAUGUAUUUUGUUUAAUCAGAUAAGCUAAUAAGUGAAUUGGUUACAUCAUUUGUAUUUGAUAGCUACUGGACAGAAACUGUGCCUGGUGCACCCCUGGCUUUUAAUAAAUACUCAUUGGUUUAAAUA
Molecule: messenger RNA, 2876 nt
Organism: Dama dama (fallow deer)
Lineage: Eukaryota; Metazoa; Chordata; Mammalia; Artiodactyla; Cervidae
Gene: GRAMD2B
Product: GRAM domain containing 2B
Exons: 16
Coding region: 147-1694 (515 amino acids)
Source: RefSeq, a predicted model, not a curated record